AUGACAACCAAACUGCGAAACCAACCGUUAUCGUUAAAUACAAACCAAUCGAGCACCGGCGCUGGCACUGGUGCUAAUUCGAUACCUCCAGGUACUGCUAUCACUGACAAUAACCAAUCCUUUUUAUUACCAGGCUUAGCAUCACCACCCACUAUUUCAAAUAGUCCAAUAUUCCAGAAUCCAGCACCACAUUCUAAUAGAAAAAUGGAUUUAAGUAUAGAAGUACCAUCACAUCAGUUUGAAACUAAUGAACAAACCACCACUCCUAUCGAUAUUAACAUGAACAUGCUCAAAUACUAUGAAAUAUUACAACUUCCCACACCAAUUUUCAACACGGGGUCGUUUGCUAAUUAUAACCAACCAUUAUCAUCAUUGUCAUCUAACUCUUCAAAUGCAUCAAUAUCAAUGUCACCACCUGCAUUCAGACUGAUUUCCCGAGUUUGCAGUUUAAAGCAACCUAAAAGAUAUGUUUCUGAACCGAUACCUAUUUCUAGUUCGACGAGUGAAAAUAAGGUCACCACUUCUCCAAUUACACCAUCUUCAUCACCUCCAACAUUACAACAAGAAGAGAUUGCAAAGAAAGAAAAACAAAAGACAUUUUAUUCUAAACGAUUGGGAUUGUCUUUUAAUUUUGUUGAAGAAAUUGGUAAAGGAAAUUUUAGUCAUGUUGUAUUAGCAAAAACCAAUAUUUAUCAUAAUGAUAGCAAUGGAAACAGUGUCAGCAAUAACAACCAUAACCAAGAUGUUGUUGAUUUGGCAGUUGCUGUGAAAAUUAUAUCUGUGCCGAUGGAAUCGAAACAACAGGUUCACAAUUUCAAGUCAUUUAUUCGUCGUGAAUUGAAUAUUUUAUACCAUAUUUCUCACCAUCCCUGUAUUACUUCAUUGAUUGAUUACGAAAUAUCUUUAGACAUUCCUAUCGAACAAAUUGAAUCAGACGUGAUAAUUGAUGACGACGAAAUAUACCAGAAAAAUUCACCCCAGAAUUUGAGCAUGCAGCCCCAUUCCGACAUUGAUAAAUCAAGUUCUCCUGACCAAUUUAUAUUUAUGAAUUAUUGUAAUGGAGGGAACUUGCUUCAUUUCUUACAAAAAAACAACAGCAAACAUCAUUAUCUUCAUCAUCACCAUCACCAUCAUCAUCACCACAACCAUCAACAAGAUCACCACGAUACCAUACAUUACUGGCAAUUCUUGAAGCGAAUAGUGUGUGAAUUAAUUGCCACCACCGCGUUUCUUCAUAAAAAUCUUGUAAUCCACCGUGAUUUGAAACUAGAAAAUAUUCUUUUGUUGCAUGAUUUUGAGUCGUUGGUGUCUUUAUCGUCAUCAGUAUCAUUUGAUGAAUUAUUAAUGUCUAAUGCUAUUAGCAAUUUGAGUGAUUUUGGAUUGUCAAAAAAAUUAUCGACUCAAGAUCAAUUGUUAAGUACAAGAUGUGGGUCCCAAGAUUACAUUGCACCCGAGAUAUUGAUGGGAUUGAAAUAUAAUGGUAAAUUAACAGAUACCUGGUCAAUUGGGGUUAUUAUUUACUCAAUUUUAGAGAACCGAUUACCAUUCGAUAUUCCACCACCCCCACCAUCAUCAUCAGCAACGCCACAUUACAAUUCUUCAACCUCUCCUAAUAAAGGAUCCCCUACAGUCAUAAAAAGAAGAAGAUCGAAAACCAACAGUACAGCUUAUAGAAUUGCUAUGAUUGAUUGGGAAUGGUCCAAAUUAGACAAUGCCAAUAUAGAACAUUAUCAAGAGAGUGUGAAGGACAAUGGGAAUGAUACAAUUCCAACCGAAGUGUUGACAAUUUGGAAACAAUUGAAAUCAGUAGUUGAUACUGUCUUAUUUAGAAAAGAGAAGAGAAUUAAUGUUGAGCAAAUGUUGCAAUUGGAUGAGUUUAAAUGGAUUACAGAUUGUUUACCUGAUUUCAUUGUUAAUGUGUAA
This is a messenger RNA of Candida dubliniensis CD36, 1923 nucleotides long. Its product is annotated as serine/threonine protein kinase. Gene Ontology annotation, biological process: intracellular signal transduction; protein phosphorylation. The transcript has a single exon. Gene Ontology annotation, molecular function: protein serine/threonine kinase activity; ATP binding. The coding region runs from base 1 to 1923 and encodes 640 amino acids. The record is from RefSeq and is a predicted model, not a curated record. NCBI's taxonomy places the organism in Eukaryota, Fungi, Ascomycota, Pichiomycetes, Serinales, Debaryomycetaceae. Gene Ontology annotation, cellular component: cell cortex.